Molecule: messenger RNA, 756 nt
Organism: Misgurnus anguillicaudatus (oriental weatherfish)
Lineage: Eukaryota; Metazoa; Chordata; Actinopteri; Cypriniformes; Cobitidae
Gene: tmem141
Product: transmembrane protein 141
Source: RefSeq, a predicted model, not a curated record
GGUGGCGGAAAUGCACCAAAAGCUGGUUUGCGAUCCGCCAUAAAAAAGGAAAGAAUAAGAAGUAACUCAGAUCUGUAGGCUAAAGAAAUAUAUUUUAGCCGAAAUGGUUAAUCUCGGACUUAGUAAAGUUGAUGAUGCAAUUGUAGCGAAGCACCCGGGUUUGCAGCAGUAUGCCGCCUGCCAGUCGUAUGCCUUCAUGAAAGGCACAGCAAGCUUUCUGCUAGGCACAACCGGUUUAUUUUUUGUACAGCGAGCACUUCAGAAGAGAAUCUCAUAUCCUUUGCAGUGGAAUGUUUUAGUGUCUGUUGUUGCUUCAUCACUAUUUAGCUAUUCAGUAACACGAUGGGAAACAAAGAAGUGCUCAGAUUUGUGGUUAUUCAUUGAGACAGGAAAUGUUCCUGACAGAAGCUCUCUCAAGAAGGAGGAGGAGACUUCAACUCGUACAUCACCUGCCAAGCCCAAAGUCACACAAUAUGGAGAUGUCAUAGAAUGAACUCAAAAAUGCUGCAGUGUACCUUACCUAUGUCUGUGUAAUACUCCAAAUUUUUCUGUAUUACACUGGAGUUGAGACAUUUUUGUUUGUGUGUAUCAAAUAAUUUAACACACCUUUGUUCUCAGUUCCAUCAAGUUUACACAAAUGCUCAAUUAAAUUGUCAACAAGUUUUAUUUAGCUGAUAUUAUAAUUUUUUGUCAGAUCAGAUAUGACUCAAAUAACAGAAAUGUAUCACCAACCAAAUAAAAUAUUCUCAGUUUGAA